Molecule: messenger RNA, 2032 nt
Organism: Hyalella azteca
Lineage: Eukaryota; Metazoa; Arthropoda; Malacostraca; Amphipoda; Hyalellidae
Gene: DNAlig4
Product: DNA ligase 4
Biological process (GO): DNA biosynthetic process; DNA recombination; nucleotide-excision repair, DNA gap filling
Cellular component (GO): DNA ligase IV complex
Molecular function (GO): ATP binding; DNA ligase (ATP) activity; DNA binding
Source: RefSeq, a predicted model, not a curated record
CGCCCCUAAGACGGCGGGGGGCAGCAGUGGGGGGGACUUCGCAGAGGUAGCUUACUACGUGCUCAAGAACCGCUGCCCUGCGGUGGGCAACCUCACCCUGCGGGAUGUGGACGCCCAUCUCAGCGCCAUCGCCUCCCACCACGCCCAGGGCACCCAAGAGGAGGUGACGCGGGUGCUGACGCUGCUGGUGCGCAACAUGGCGGCGCUCGAGCAGAAGUGGGUCAUCCGCGUGUUGCUGAAGGAGGUGUCGCUGGGGCUGAGCGCCAGCACCGUGCUGACGUGCUGGCAUCCUGACGCCAGGGACCUCUACGACGUCAGCAACUGCCUUGACAAGGUAUGCACGACCCUGCGUGACCCCUUGAUACGCCUCCACGAGGUGCAGGUGUCGCUGUUCGCAGCGUUCCGGCCGAUGCUUGCGGAGCGCGCGGUGCUCCGGAAAAUUGAGAAGCAAAUGCGGCGUAAAACUUACGUCGCUGAGGAGAAGUUUGAUGGCGAGCGAUCGCAGCUACACAAGCGUGGCGACACUUACAUGUACUUCUCCAGGAACGGGUUCGACUACACUAGCAGUUUCGGGGGCUCCCCCCACGAGGGGUCCCUCACCCCCCACGUGCACGGGCUGCUGCUGCCGCACGUGCAGGAGAUCAUCCUGGACGGGGAGGUGGUCUGCUGGCACAAGCAAUAUGGCGUCGUCGUACCUAAAGGGCAGAACCACGACGUUAAGUCGCUGCGCGAGGACGGGCCACUGCAGGUCUGCUUCUGCGCGUUCGACGUCCUGUUGCUGAACGGGCGCGUGCUAACGUCCCUGCCCCUCAGUGAGCGACGUCAGCUGUUGAUAGGCGCUCUGCGUCAACAGGAAGGACGUCUCGUAGUGUCGAAACAACAGGAAGUGACCAACAGGGAGGAGGUCGUGUCGGUCCUCAAUGCCGCCAUAUUGGCCCGGCAGGAGGGGGUCGUACUCAAGGACCCCGACGGACCGUACACCCCCGCCGCCCGCACCGCCGGCUGGAUCAAGCUCAAGCCCGACUACGUGGAGGCGCUGGUACCAGACCUGGACCUGGUUGUGGUGGGCGGCAAGUACGGCGCUGGCAGGCGACACGGCGUCCUGACCAGCUUCCUGCUGGCAGCCGCUCUCUCCAGUGCUGUCACUGACGUGCUGUCACUGACGGUGAGUGGCGCCCACCUCUACCAGGUGGGUGGCGCCCACCUCUACCAGGUGAGUGGCGCCCACCUCUACCAGGUGAGUGGUGCCCACCUCUACCAGGUGGGUGGGUGGCGCCCACCUCUACCAGGUGGGGUAGUGGCGCCCACCUCUACCAGGGGAGUGGCGCCCACCUCUACCAGGUGGGUGGUGCCCACCUCUACCAGGUGGGGUAGUGGCGCCCACCUCUACCAGGGGAGUGGCGCCCACCUCUACCAGGUGGGUGGUGCCCACCUCUACCAGGUGGGUGGCGCCCACCUCUACCAGGUAAGCGCCGUAUUUGCUGGCCAGGAGAUCUGCGUCCUAGAAGGGUCUUCCAACCCUACCAGGAUUGCUAACCCCUCCACAAAACCGACCCCGGAGAUGUCAACCCUUGCACAACCCCCAACAGACCACCCGACCACGAAGCAGACCCUUGAGGUGGCCAUAGCACGGGCUGGAGGUCGUCUCACGCAGAACCCGACCCCGGCGACACUGUGCGUGGUGUGUGAAACACUCACGGUGCGUGCCACGAACUUAUCCACGCACCACAACGUGGUGAAGCCUUCGUGGGUGAUGAGGUGCCUGCAGGAGGGGCGGUUGCUGCCAUGGGGCCCUCGGGACGCCGUGGCCCUCCUGCCUGAGGCCCUCGAGAAGACCCGCCUCACGCACGACCUCUUCGGGGACUCCUACACCGACCCUAUAGACGAACCCUUGCUCAGGGACAUACUGGAUAACAUGCGUGACGUGGAGGUGGAGGAGGGGGAGGUGCAGGAGAUGGAGCAGCUGCUGUGUGGGGGGCAGCAGCGCCCCCUCUUCCAUGACGUCGCCUGCAUCGUGAGUCUGUCGUCAUAA